Gavialis gangeticus (Gharial) is the source of this 1886-nucleotide messenger RNA. RefSeq lists its product as uncharacterized. The coding region runs from base 800 to 1741 and encodes 313 amino acids. Lineage: Eukaryota; Metazoa; Chordata; Crocodylia; Gavialidae. The record is from RefSeq and is a predicted model, not a curated record. The transcript has 5 exons.
CCAGCCCUUGACUGCAGCAUGGCCCAAUGGCUGCAUGGUAAAAAAUGGUCUGGUGGCCAGGAACACAGCAGGAAGUGUCUGGGUGCCAGAACCGGAACCAGAUGUGCUCCUUACCACUGGGAGCACACAGCCACUGCUGAAUAUGCCAACUGCAUUUUUUCUCUAAGUGUAAUGGGUCACAGCAAGCUCCUGUGACACUGAAGUAUCAUCCCACUGGUGCAUCAGACCACCUGCAGCAACAUCAAGGAGCAGCCUGGGAUUUAUGAUGAUAACACUCAAAUGGAAAGGGGUGGGACAUAAGGAAGGAGGAGCCACCCAGAAGACGCACCAAGGAGGGUGCUCCUGAGACUCUGGCUGCUUGGUUCAUACUGGCCUCUAGAGGGAGGCUAAAAAACCAAAAUAACUCUAAACUAGGAAGCAGAGGCACUCUUCAGAAGUGAUACCAAACAGAAGAGACCGAGACCGAGACCGAGACCGGAGACACAAGUAGUCCUGCUUAUUAUUCUUUGCAGUAACAGGAAAUUGCAAAAGAAAUGCCAGCUGCCUCAGAUAACAAAUAAACAGCUUAGCAGUUGGUGGGGAAUGACCAGCUGUGUCACUAGUUAAGAGCUGUAAACCUGAGUCUCCCUAAGGAAAUCUGAAUCCUUUGGGGGGGGUGGGGGGAGGGGGGUGAUGUCCUUGGUGUUGCUGCUGAUACUUUGCCUAUAUGCCUGGGUCAGAUUCUGCCCAAGGCAAAUAAUUUCUGUAGCUGGGUGCUGAUAGACUGGGCAUAACUUACCUUCCUGCCCUCUGUGAAAAGAUGUGGUUAUUCUUCAUUUGCAUUUUAUAUUUGUUCCUGAAACCUAUAGGAACCAUCUGUGGCCACAACAAUUACACAGAAUACCAGCUGGGCAACAUGAACAUAAUUAUUUCUGUUCCACAUGGUGGAGCAAUGGAACCUGAAGACAUCCCUGAUAGAGAUGCUGGUUGUUGGAAUGCAAACAGUUCCUCUUGUAUCUUCUCUCAUGACUGUCCUCCAGGAACCAUUCAAGACUUUCAAAAGUGCAAGGUGGCUACAAAUCAAGACAGGUAUGUCAUAGAGGUAGGUCAGACUCUUGCUGAAGAAAUCAGAAAGAUUACUAAGGGCUUCAUCCCUCAUGUGGUUAUAAAUCAUCUCCAGAGAUUCAAGAUGGAUGCUAACAGAGCAAAGGAAGAAGCUACCUUUGGAAUUCCCCAAGCAGAAGAGGCCUGGGAAGACUAUAUGGGGUUUAUGAGGUCUGCAAAAUUGCACAUGACAGAAGGCCUUAUUGCGGAUAUCCAUGGCCAAGCACACCCUGAACAAUGGAUAGAAUUAGGCUACACCAUUUCAAAAGCAUCACUCAAUUCAGGGCUAUUUUCUGCAUCAGGCUCUUCUAUUCAAUAUCUUGCCAACCAGCUGGGCAAUGUCACCUUUGAAUCAUUGCUUAGAGGACAUAGAAGCCUGGGUAAAUUUAUUGAAGAUCAGAACAAAAUGUAUGUUUGUGUUCCUUCUCCAACCAAUCCUAGUCCAAAAAAUGGGAAUUAUUAUAGUGGUGGUUACAUUACAAAAACUUUUGGCUCUCGAUACUCUGGCACUGUUGAUGCCAUUCAGAUAGAGCUGCCUCAGUGGGUAAGGGACAUCAAAGAGAGUCCAAAAUUUAGUAAAGCACUAGCAAAGGCUAUAAUGAAUUUCUGGCAAACUAACUACUGCAUCCACAGCAGCCAUCAGCUUUUGGGAUGUUGAAAGAAAAAAAAAAUUACUUACAUUGCAUUGGCUAUUUUGUAAUCUAUGGUAAUUUUAUCUGAUACACUGGAAUAUAGAUUUCUAUCCAACUGACUUUUAAUUUAAUUGACUCUGAAUUCUUUAGAAGUAAAGUAGUGGUCAAGAG